Molecule: messenger RNA, 1021 nt
Organism: Trachymyrmex septentrionalis
Lineage: Eukaryota; Metazoa; Arthropoda; Insecta; Hymenoptera; Formicidae
Product: NADH-cytochrome b5 reductase-like
Exons: 4
Coding region: 127-1020 (297 amino acids)
Molecular function (GO): oxidoreductase activity
Source: RefSeq, a predicted model, not a curated record
AAUAAUUAUUAUAAUUUAGUAUGAUUUAUUAUUAAAUUUCUUGUGCAAUAUAGUUUGGUUAACUUAUAUUUCUGUUUGUGAUAGAAGAAAGCUUCUAUUAAUAGUGCAAUAAGACAUUUAUAUAAAAUGAGUUUAGACAAUAGUAACGAUUAUGAAGAUAACAGACCCAAAACACCACUGGAGGAAGAUUGUUGCGGUAGCGGCUGCACACCAUGUAUCUUCGACGUUCACAAAACAUUGCUAAAAGAAUGGGAAAAUAGAAAAACUCGAGCAGAAGUUAAAACAAUUGACAAUUUAUUAUCUCUUUUAUCCUACAAAACGUUUGUUAUCACAGAUAUAUCUGAUGCAUCAAAAGACUACAUUUUAAUUUAUUUGGAAUAUCCAGAAUGUAAAAUAGAAAAAAAUAUUUUACAUCUGACACCUGGCCAAUAUGUCAUGCUGCAUUCUUGGAGUAAAUCCCGACCAUACACUCCAAUUGCUUGGACAUGCAGAAGUUUAAUUUUCUUGAUAAAAUUAUAUAAACAUGGUGAAUUCAGUUUACUUCUGAAAAAUGCAUCAAUUGGAAGUGCAAUUGACAUCAGGGGUCCUUACGGAGAUUUUAAAUAUGAAAGUAAUAGUUUUCAGCAGAUUAUCAUGUUUGGUAUCGGCUCAGGAAUAGCAGCGCUUUAUCCCAUUGCUAAGGCAAUUGUUGAUGACGAAACAGAACUGACAAGAGUGCACCUUGUUGCGGGAUUUAGAUCGAUAGCACACGUACCUCUGCAAAAAGAGUUAACGCAUUUAGCGAAUUAUUGGAAUUUUAAAUGUACAUUACAGUUAUCCCAGUUAAACGACAAGACAUUCAAUCUUCAUGGUUUUAAUAUAAAUACUGGUCGUUUGAGCAAAGCACUCGUUGCUGAUUAUCUUCAAUCUAAUGAUACAAAAACAACAUUAAUUUUAAUAUGUGGUACUUUAGAAUUCAAUCAGUCUGUAAAAGAAUGGCUCCAAGAAAUGAAUUAUACACAUAUACAUAUAUUUGAAUAAA